This is a messenger RNA of Klebsormidium nitens, 1427 nucleotides long. NCBI's taxonomy places the organism in Eukaryota, Viridiplantae, Streptophyta, Klebsormidiophyceae, Klebsormidiales, Klebsormidiaceae. The record is from the annotation of a GenBank genome assembly.
GUGGAAGGGGCCAGAAAAGGAGGCGUUUUCUGCCCGCCAGCAGCCAUGGCUUCUUUGGAGCAGCUCUUAAGUUCUGUUCAGGGGUUGCAUGACACCCCGGAGCACCUUGAGACUGCGCGGACGCAACUCAAGCAGGCGGAGGAGAUGCUCGCCAAGAGCGGCGCCGACAAACUCAAUGUCGCCCUUAGCCAUCUGGAUCCAUCUAGAUACUCCCUGGCAUGGCUUUUCCUAUUGGAUGCCCAACAAGGGGUGACUCAGCCUGACAAGGCUGAUGCCUUCAUCAACCGCUGCACGGCUUUCCUCAAAGCUUGCCACCAGGACCAGAUCAGGAUUGCUGUCGAAAAAUUCAACUCGGUGUGCUUCAAGCUGAAGGACUGCGUCUUAGUCCUGAACCAGCCCGCCCGUGGCGUCCUCCCCCUCCGCACCGCCAUCAAGAAACUGCAGCCCACAUCAGAGCACCUGACACCGCAGCACGCCGACUUCCUUCUCCUUGUCGUCCUUUCAAAGAUCUACAAUGCGGGGCUGCCGGUGCUAGCUGAGGAAAUCUUUGAGGUGGACGCCAAAAAGACGGGGAUCGCGCCGCGGGACUUCUUGCUGUACUGCUACUACGGGGGGAUGGUCUACAUCGGCAUGAAGAGAUUCAAGAAAGCGUUGGAACUUUUAGGCCAUGCUAUAUCAGCACCUGCUCAAGUUCUGAACGCCAUUACACUGGAGGCGUACAAGAAGUUCGUGGUUGUUCACUUGCUCGUUGACGGCCAGCUCCCUACCUUUCAAAAAUACACCCCAACAAUCGUGCAGAAGCUUCUGAAAAGUAAUAGUCAGCCUUACAUCGACCUCGGAAAUGCAUAUGCGACACGGAGCGUGGGGGAUCUGAAGAAGUGUAUACAAACGAACGAGAAUGUCUACAAAACCGAUACGAACCUGGGCCUGGUGAAGCAGCUGAUUCCGUCGCUGUACAAGCGGAACAUCCAGCGGCUGACGCAGACGUACCUCACGCUGUCGCUCAAGGACAUUGCGGAAGCCGUCGAGCUGGAGGGGCCCAAGGAGGCCGAGCUGCACGUGCUGCGUAUGAUCGAGGAGGGGGAGAUAUUCGCGGAGAUCAACCAGAAGGACGGCAUGGUCAGUUUCCGGGAGGACCCCGAGGAGUACAACUCGGUCGAGAUGGUCAACCAGCUGGACGCGGAGAUGCAGGGCAUGAUCAAGCUUGCAAAGAAGGUGGCAGCAAUUGACGAGCAGGUUUCGACGGACAAGGCCUACCUGGGAAAGAUCAAUCUGAAAGAGAGGCACAGUCGAUUCGGAGAAGAGGACUACGAGAUAGGCAGUCAAAGAAUGUUUGUUGAACCAACUUACUAGAAGGUCUGGGAUGGCCGGACUCCGUUCGAUGCACAGAAUUACAUUACGUUUGAUUUCCAAAUGAUUACUUCAUU